AGCCCGCUCGGCGACUCCUGUUCCUUCAGAUCCGACCGCAAUAGCGACCACAACCCCUCCAACAGCCUCUCCUCUCCUUCCACCUCUCUUGUUGCAUCCACAGCUUCGAGCUCAACUCCAUCCACCGCACCCCUGCCCGUAGUUGCCCUUGGCCCCUUCCAACCCCAGUCAUGACCCUGCAGACUCUGCCGGACAAUCCUCCAUCCGAGCCCGAGCACGAGCCCGAGCCCGAAGAGCCUGCAUCCGAAUCGACCCCGCUUCUGGCCCGGAGCCAAGGCAGCCCUCGCUAUGCCAUCAAUACGACGCUAGAGCCACCUCCGUCCCCAGACUCGGGCAGCUGGAUAUCGCCUCCGCCUGCAUCGCCCGGGGCCGACAUCAGCAUCUCCUUCGAAAACAUGCCCGACAUCCCGCCUCCGCCAUACUACGACGACGAGGUGCGGCAUGACGAACCCUUGCCCAACUACCACGAUGUAGUCGACGACGACGACGGCGACGAUGACGACCUUUGCGGACAGCUCACAGCCAUAUUCCUGUGCCUCCUCUUCCUGUUGACGACCUUUGGCAUGGUUGUGUUGCCUUUCAUUUUGCAGGAUCCAGGGGCAGACAUUCCCAUCAACCACUUUGAGGGCAACAUCAGCACCUGCACGCCCUUUGAUAUUCAGGUGCGACAGCCUGACAUUAACUCAAUCCUGAUCCCGACGUGGCGGUACCCGCGGAUCUACAUCAACACCAACCUGCCUGGAUACAUCGAAAUGACGAACGAGCGCCCGCAAGAGCUCAAGAAUCGCGCCAUCCGGUCGUUCACGCUCGGCACCAAGCGAAAAACAGGGCGGCACGGGACCCUGCAUGCCCAGGACUAUGACCACAAUAGGAUCAUUGGCGAGACGGAUGUCGCCAUCACCGGACACUAUCAUGUCGGCAUCGCCGAUCUGAUAGGCGCCGUCAACGUGUGGUACAACCUCGACUCGAUGGGCUCGCUGUACAUCGAUAUCAUGCUGGGACCCGGCCGCUCGAUCGGCAGCGACUGCCUGAAAUUUGCCAUGCAGAUUAUCCUGCCCUCGCGGAUCUACCAGCCCGAGCAAUUUGUUCUGUCCGUCACUGCGCCUCGUAUGACCAUCGUCGACAGGUCUAUCGCAAACCCACAAGCAUUCGUCGCCCGCUUCCAGAGCCUGUAUCUGGACGGCUCCAAAGUUGCAGUCCAGGGGAUCUCCACCAAGCGUGCGACUCUGCUCUCUCGCUCCCCGAGCGAUGUCGGCAUCAAUGCCACGCUGUACCAUGUUGAGGAUGUCACCGUAAAGAGCGAGAGCGCUUUGCACAUGAGCCUCUACAACGACAAUCUGCCUCAUCCCAAGAUUGAUGCCGCCGCCAAGUCAGAUGCGGUUGUUGCCUCGACAUCCAACUUUGACGGACGGUACCAAGUCACCGGUCCUAAAGUUCAUGUUGUUGGAUAUGGCAAGGAGGUAUGGGCCGAGCAGCACUACCUCGGCCAUUCGCCUUCGUGCGAGUCGGAACCGAGGCCUGCCUCGACACAAUCGUUGUGGAGCCUGCUUGCACUGGCUCCACAAGCCCCCCAGAGCUGCACAGGUUCGAUCAGCGUGGCAAGCGGAUCUGGCAUCGGCGAACUGAUCUUUCGAUAGAGCUCCGAAUGCGCUCACAACCGCAUAGUCACUGCCCACGCAGCCACCGCAACAGCAACCCACUUUCCUCUCCCCGUCCCCUCCUCACAACUCGCCUAAUCAUGCCUCCGG
Messenger RNA from Polychytrium aggregatum, 1748 nucleotides. RefSeq lists its product as uncharacterized. The transcript is spliced from 6 exons. NCBI's taxonomy places the organism in Eukaryota, Fungi, Chytridiomycota, Chytridiomycetes, Polychytriales. The record is from RefSeq and is a predicted model, not a curated record. The coding region runs from base 171 to 1637 and encodes 488 amino acids.